AUGUUGAGAAAAGCUCUACUACUCGUGCGCGACGUCGCCGCGUCCGCGCACGCUGCUCAUGAGGAAGAACCCCUCUGUGGUUCGAAACUAGUAGAGCUUUUCUCAACAUUUACACAUUUUGUCGCGACCGUAGGAGAACAACUAGUAUUUUACGACAAUGGAGUCAAAUUACAGUCGGAAACAUUGCCGUCCAGAGACCUCACAGCAUUAACUUAUGAUGCUCUACACGAGACCUUAAUAUUUGUCGACAAACAGAGCGACAACGGUUCUAUAUUUAGCUAUAACCAAUUAACUAAACAAUAUCAUAGUUUAGUUGCAAAGAAAACAUAUGAAAACAUCCAAGAUGUCGCCGUUGACCCAAUAAAAAAGUUGCUCUUCUGGACUGACACAUAUGAACGAAGCAUAUACUGGAUUUCAUUGGAGCAUGGAUAUGAGAACUAUGUUUAUGGCAAUCUUUUGUUCAAGAUGGAUUAUGAGAUCCCCAGAUCUAUUGCAGUAGACAGCUGUAGCGGGUAUGUUUACUGGACCAACACUAACGUCACGAAGCCUACAAUAGAGAGGAGUCGCUACAACAGUUUCGAAAGAGAGGUCUUAAUAGAUGAUGACAUCUACAUGCCAGUCAGUUUGACCAUUGACCAGCGGACCAAGAAAAUGUUUUGGGCUGAUGACAAAGAAGGUAUACAUUAUACAAUUGAAACUGCAGAUUUGGAUGGGAAGAACAGAAUAACUUUGAUAUCUGGAUUUUAUCAUCAACCGAAUGCUCUGACCGUCUCGAAAGACUUCGUCUACUGGGUAGAUUGGAGUUACAAAUCUAUUUGGAAAAUAUCAAAGAGUUUAUCAAUAGAUUCUGAGCCUAUAAUUGUGACAGACUUCAAUGAAACACCUUUCGGUAUUGCUGCUAACUAUAAAAUGGAAGAUCAAAUUGAAGGGAACGAAGAAUGCGUUGCACUGAGGGCUUUACUCCCAAGUUACUCUAAAACAAGUGUCUUUGAUUCUAUUGCUAAAAAUGACAAGAAACAAAAACACCAAAAAGCAGCUAACUAUCCUUCCGGGACUAUCAACCCGUUCCAUAGUUCUAUGCGAGAUGAGACGACGACCAGCAUUAAUGAUUUGAUAUUGAUGAAUAUUGAAGGCAAUUAUUUGACGGAUGAGGAACGCAAAAUUGUAUUAUGUCACAAUUUCUGUUUGAAUGGAGUUUGCAACGUUAAUAGCGACGGAAAACCAGAAUGCCAAUGCGAUAAGUUAUAUCUUGGAAAAAGGUGUGAAACCAAUGUGUGCUACAAUUAUUGCUUGAACAACGGCGUUUGUAGUUAUGGUGACAAAGGAUUGCCUGGUUGCAGUUGCCCUAGUAACUACGAAGGUUCCCGAUGUGAGAUACUGAAAAGGCCCAUAAAUGUAUCUGUUAGUCUUAUUUCUGGGUAACUUGGUAUUUUGAUACUUCUAUCUACAUGAAAUUGUGUGCCACACAAAAAACUCAAACAC
Spodoptera exigua (beet armyworm) is the source of this 1482-nucleotide messenger RNA. The record is from the annotation of a GenBank genome assembly. NCBI's taxonomy places the organism in Eukaryota, Metazoa, Arthropoda, Insecta, Lepidoptera, Noctuidae.